CAGUAGAUAAUGUUAGUCUUAGUACUGCAAUUACUGGUGACCACUGUAAAGAGUGACAUGGUAUGUGACAGUGACGGUGUUAAAUGUGUUAAAGACCCGGCUAAUUGUGACUCCUCCGCUCCUACUGACUGUAAUUAUCUUCUCAAGUACAAGGCUGCCUCAGCAGACACCACUAAGAUAGAGAUAUCAGGGAAACCCAGUAAGUUCAGCCUGACAUCCUAUCUAGAGAACAUGUGGCUGGUAUUUGGGUUUUCUCCCAGCAGUAGCGGAAUGUCAGGUAUAAAUCUGUAUGCUUGCCAGCUAGUCGGUGGCACUCAGUACGAUGUCAGGAAGUUAAAAACUAAUGGUUAUAGUGGUGUAGACAACGCUGGAUCGGCAAUCGUUGCUAAAGGGGGAAGUGUGAGUGGAAGUAAUCAGGACGACCUAAUGUCAUGUUCAUACGAGAUACUCAACUCAGAACUUCCUACUAGCAAUCAAUAUCUCGUUAAAGCUAUGGGUCCGAUGGCUGGUGAAAACUCCAUGUCAAAGCACAGAAUGACCCCAAAGAGAGGAACCCUGAUGAAACUUCAGCAAGAGUUCAUACCUCCCGUAGAAUGUCCCGUGGGAGAAAAGGAAGUUAACAAUGUUUGCCAGAAAUGUCCAGCGGGAGACUAUCAAGACCUGACAGGGCAAACUUCUUGCAAAACUUGUGACAGUGGUCAUAUCUCUGCUGAAGGAUCUUCAAAGUGCACUGCCUGCAGCGUGGGAGAAAAGGAAGUUAACAAUGAUUGCCAGAAAUGUCCAGCGGGAGACUAUCAAGACCUGACAGGGCAAACUUCUUGCAAAACUUGUGAAGAGAACCAAUUCUCAGCAGAAGCUGGGCAGACGCAGUGUGAGAAGUGUCCAGAUAACACAUUUUCUGAAGAAAAGGCUGAUCAGUGCGUGGAUUGUCCAACAGAAACUGAAACUAGUAUCAGGGACAGUAUGGAAAACAGGAACUUCGGGGAACUCCUUAUUCAAAAAUGCAUAGACGAUAACGAAGAAAGUAAUGAAGGAGAAGGGGAGAAGAAGACGGACAUGAUUGUCGAGACUGUUACAAUAGAAGUGCAUCUAGAGAUAUUGCGACCUGGUUAUUUAUAUUAUCACUCUUUCCAGUUUGGAUGAAUUAAAUAAUGACACCUAUUAUAAGAUGAUUAUUCAUUUUUAGAUAAUAACUGAUUAUUAGUUAUUACUACCGCCUAUAAUUAAUUUCCGUCAAAGCAACUAGUACGGCCGAUGAAUGGUUGCAUCAUGAGGGAAAUUGAAGUUGUUCGUUUCAUUUCGGAUUGGAACCGUUAUUGUUGAAACUUCAAACUGUGCAAUGACACCAAAGGUUGCCACUUUCCAUGUAAAAAACUGUACUGAAUGACCAUCACGUGACCCGGUGUAUAAGUGCAGCAGUUAUUGCUGACGUUAUGUCAUGAUAAACUGUAUUCUAGUAUUUUAGUAUUAUCGUUCAUGUGUGACCUUCAAUGAUCUAUUUGACAUAUUAUCAUCUAUACGAGUGAUUCAAUGCUAUUUACAGAUUUCAAAUAUAAUUUGAAUUUA
Messenger RNA from Bolinopsis microptera, 1566 nucleotides. RefSeq lists its product as uncharacterized. The record is from RefSeq and is a predicted model, not a curated record. Bases 10 to 1143 code for a protein of 377 amino acids. Gene Ontology annotation, cellular component: membrane. The transcript is spliced from 8 exons. NCBI's taxonomy places the organism in Eukaryota, Metazoa, Ctenophora, Tentaculata, Lobata, Bolinopsidae.